Molecule: messenger RNA, 2222 nt
Organism: Calypte anna (Anna's hummingbird)
Lineage: Eukaryota; Metazoa; Chordata; Aves; Apodiformes; Trochilidae
Gene: NECAP1
Product: NECAP endocytosis associated 1
Exons: 8
Coding region: 246-1043 (265 amino acids)
Biological process (GO): endocytosis
Cellular component (GO): membrane; clathrin vesicle coat
Source: RefSeq, a predicted model, not a curated record
AUGGCCACCUUCCCGCCCCCGCUGCCAGGAUCCAAGAUGCCUCCCUCCGAGCCUUGGACGCUGCUCGCUUCCCGCCAGGCCUCCGCAGCGCCCUUAGGCGGUAUAUGCCCUCACCAAAGAUGGCGGUCGGGAGCGUCCCCGGUUAUUAGGCUCCCGCCCGUCACUCCACGCUGGGUCGUCGGGAUUCGCGGCCGAGAUGGCGGCGGCUGAGCUGGAGUACGAGUCUGUCCUUUGCGUGAAGCCCGAUGUCAACGUCUACCGCAUCCCGCCGCGCACCUCCAACCGCGGGUACAGUUGCUUUUCUUUUCAGGGCAUCUGACUGGAAACUGGACCAUCCAGACUGGACAGGGCGGCUUCGUGUCACCUCCAAAGGCAAAACUGCAUACAUCAAACUGGAGGACAAGGUUUCAGGAGAACUCUUUGCCCAGGCUCCAAUAGAUCAAUACCCUGGCAUUGCAGUAGAGACUGUGACAGAUUCUAGCCGCUAUUUUGUCAUUCGAAUUCAGGAUGGGACUGGACGAAGUGCUUUUAUAGGCAUUGGCUUCACGGAUCGUGGUGAUGCCUUUGACUUCAACGUCUCUUUGCAGGAUCACUUCAAGUGGGUGAAGCAGGAAACCGAGAUCUCCAAGGAGUCCCAGGAAGCCGACACACGUCCCAAAUUAGACUUGGGGUUUAAAGAAGGGCAGACCAUCAAACUUAACAUUGGGAAUAUGACGACAAAGAAAGGAGGAGCAGCCAAGCCUCGUGCAUCUGGAUCAGGAGGCCUAAGCCUGCUGCCACCCCCACCAGGAGGCAAAAUUGCAGUCCCUCCUGUACUUCCCCCUUCUUCCACACCCAUUGCCAACCAUGUCACACCACCACCUGUGCUGAAAUCCAGUAAUGUGAGCAGUGCAGACAUUCUGUUAGACUUAGAUGCUCCUGCUUCUGCAUCCAAGGCACCGGCAUCAGCAUCAGCUACCACAGACCUCUGGGGAGACUUCAGCACUGCAUCCAGUGCUAUUCCCAAUCAGGCUCCUCAGCAGUCCAACUGGGUCCAGUUCUGAGUGCUCAAAGCAGUGAAAUCGGACAAACUGGUGACCAAGAGGCUCUAGAGGCACCAAAUGGGAUCAGAGGGGGCAUAAAACUCUGCUAGUCUUCAAUCAAAACAAAUCGGGAUAAUCAUUCCUUUUUAAACCAGAUCUUCAUUUCAGUCAAAUUUUUGAUCCCACAGUGAAACUACUGAACAUAAAGAGAGCAUACUGACUCCUCACAAGGUGGGCAAGGAGGAGAGAGGUAUCCUCAUCUCUUCUCCCCACUUGGCCAUUAUAUGGUACAUUCUAGCACUUUUCCCCAUCUUUCCAUACAGGGAAAGCAAGAAUCCUGAAGAAGGUGGGUACAAGAGGUGCUUCUGGGUCCCUUGUCCUUCAGAUUUUCUCUGGUCAGACUGCUGCUUUUUGUGGCUGCUUUCAAUAAUGACUCAGCCUCAGCUUGGCCUGCAGUGCUGAGGGCAGCUGAUUUGGCUGCAGCUUGUAGAUGGAAGCUUUAAAGAGAUAGUUCAACACAAAACCCUCUGAUUAAUUACAUCUGUGAUGAGGAGUAAACCUCCCCAUAUAUGCAGUGCUCCUCUCUGAUGCAAUUUUUGAUAGUGCUGGAUGUUCCUGUACUCCUGUGGGAGGAGUCAUGCAAGUCCUUGAGUAGACCUCAGGCCAUUGUGCUGUAGCUCUACAUGGGCACCCCAUCUUAAAGCUCCUUGUUGGGCUUGCAGGUUCACUGAAGGAAUUUCUCAGUUUCAUUCCCUUCUCCCUCCUGCCCCAUGCAGAGGCCUCAUUGUCAUUGAGCUGUUUUAACUGGAAAUAGCUUUAAGGAAAAAAAGAAAAAAAAAAAAGGCUGUUUUUAUAAUUUGGUAGUUACUUGCACUAGAUGACAACCAGGUGAUCCCACCACUCAGCAUUUCAUGUUCCUGCAUCACUAUCCUGAGCCCUGGCCUUGUGUUGUAACUUGGCACUGUGUUACAAGUAUUGCAUAUCCAUGCCACAGUAAAAACUAUGGGGACAAUGGAUUAUUCUCUGGUGGAGGGUCAAUCUCCUUCCCCUCUACAGCUUGCACUUAUUUGGGCAAGAAAUGUAUAGUAGGCCCAAUCUUGAGAACUGUGUCAGUGAAAUUCUCCCACCUGUGUUCCUUAUGGCUUUCCUUCUAAGGCUUUCUACAAUGUGAGCUGGUUAUUGUAACAUGGAAAUAUUUUU